AUGCAGACUCUUAGAACUACCAAUGUAAAAAAGGUAUUUCCUGGGGAGUACUAUCACUUUGGGCUUCAAUGUGGUAUAAUUCAUUUUUUAAAACAACAUCCUUUAUUUUGUACAUCAAAUUCUACUAUUAGUGUAAUGAUAAAUAUAGAUGGACUCCCAAUAGCAAAAUCGUCAAAUAGUCAAGUUUGGCCAAUUUUGGGAUCAAUUUAUGAAUAUAAUCAUGUUUUUAUAAUGGGUAUAUACUUUGACAAAGAACAUAAACCAGCUAGUUCUAAUGAAUUUUUGCAUGAUUUUGUUCAAGAAUCUAAGUAUAUGACUGAAAAUGGAUUUGAGUUUAAUGGUCACAAGUAUAGAUUCCAUAUAAAAGGAAUAAGUGCUGAUGCUCCGGUAAAAUCAUUUAUGUUAUGCAUAAAAAGUCAUGGAGGAUAUUCCAGCUGUACCAAAUGUACAACUGAAGGUACAUAUAUAGAACGGCGAGUUUGUUUCCAUUCGGAAACGAUUGUCUUGAGAACUGAUUUAGAUUUUGACAAUUAUAAAGACGAAGAUUAUCAUAUGGGAAAAAACUGCACUUACUGA
Messenger RNA from Macrosiphum euphorbiae (potato aphid), 576 nucleotides. NCBI's taxonomy places the organism in Eukaryota, Metazoa, Arthropoda, Insecta, Hemiptera, Aphididae. The record is from the annotation of a GenBank genome assembly.